Molecule: messenger RNA, 736 nt
Organism: Neltuma alba
Lineage: Eukaryota; Viridiplantae; Streptophyta; Magnoliopsida; Fabales; Fabaceae
Product: cytochrome P450 CYP736A12-like
Exons: 1
Coding region: 8-733 (241 amino acids)
Molecular function (GO): oxidoreductase activity, acting on paired donors, with incorporation or reduction of molecular oxygen; iron ion binding; heme binding
Source: RefSeq, a predicted model, not a curated record
GCAGAAAAUGCAACACAAGGACAUCGUGGACAUAUUACUCUCUUGCUUGAAGGAUUCUCAUGACGAUGAACAAAAUCCAGUCAAAGAUCGAACCAAUAUCAAGGCCAUACUUUUGGACUUGCUUUCUGGUGCAAUAGACACUUCCGUCACUGUUAGUCUCUGGGUUUUCUCAGAACUCUUGAAGAAUCCCAGAGUAAUGAAAAAACUCCAACAUGAGCUGGAAAACCUUGUAGGAAAAAGCAAUUUGGUCGAGGAGGUUGAUUUGCCGAGGUUGACUUACUUGGACAUGGUGGUCAAAGAGACUUUGAGACUACAUCCUGUUGCGCCAUUGCUGCUCCCUCGAGUCAGCACCAAGGAUAUAACUAUCAAUGGAUAUUAUAUAAGGAACAAGUCACGAGUGAUUGUGAAUGUGUGGGCAAUAGGACGGGAUCCUAAGAUAUGGUCAGAUAAUGCGGAAGCAUUUUAUCCAGAGAGGUUCCUGAAUAGCAAUGUAGAUCUCCGAGGAAAAGACUUCCAACUGAUACCAUUUGGUUCAGGUCGAAGAGGAUGCCCUGGCAUGCAGUUAGGGUUAAUUACUGUUAAGCUGGUUAUAGCACAAUUAAUGCAUUGCUUUAAUUGGGAACUUCCACAAGGCGUUUCUCCUGAUGAAGUGGAUAUGACUGAGAAAUUUGGACUAUUGAUUCCAAGAGCUAAUCACUUAGUAGCUCUUCCAUCAUAUUGCCUAGCAGAGUGAUUG